CUAGACUUUAAACAAAGGAAUGAAGAAGGGAUACUUACCUAAGCAAAGAGUUGUGAAAAGGUCUAAUGUUAAGCCUGAGAUUUGGGGAGUGGGGCAAGAUGAACUGUCAGACAUACUUGUCAUAGACGAUACAAGUUUCAGAGGUGGUGUUCACACUUGCCCUUCUCACUAGCUAUUCCUACUCCAUGUCUUUGAGAGGAGAUAUGAAGUGAAUAGUGAUAAAAAUCAAAACAAAUGAUAGUAACAAUGGCAAGCUCUGUUCAUUAUACCAUGUAAUAAAUACAUAAUGUGACACUUUUGUAAAAUAACAUUAUACUUUUGUUGAAUGUCUGAAGGAUGUCUGAUGAGGUGAGAUCUACAGUAAAAUGUUUGGAUAUUUACUAAAUAAUUUUAAGAGUCUAGUCCUCUAUAGUCUUAUUCUGACAGAUUUAAAAAAGAUACUCUCAAUCUGUGGGCUAUGUGACUGAAUGAGAACUUUCUUGAAGUGCAUUCCCAUUUCUAAUCAAGAACAAAUCCAUAAAUAUUACUUAGUUCCUCUACACAAGGAAUAUAUUGAAUUGUUUGCCUACAUACCUGUAUAGUAACAUUUUAAAGAAAAUUUUCACUCCUUUCUGCUAGUUAAGUCCCCAAAACAAUUAAUAAUUCUUAAUUAGUUAAUCCAAUGAAUCCAAUUGAAUUAAGUGAUUGUAUUGACUAUUUGAUUGUACUAACCAAUUUAGUCAAAACUCUUUACCCCCUAUAUUUCAUUGGUUUUAAGAUGAGGACUUUAUUAAAAAAAUAUUUUAGUACUCUCACUUUGAGAUUCUUUUAUAAUCGAUUGUGUGUCAUUGCUUUACUUGAAGCAUUUUCUCUCUUUCUCAGUGGUCCAUAAAAUAAUGCUGCAAUCUAUAUUCUGUGACAUCAUCGAUUCACAUAAAUGCAAUAGAAUUCCUAGGCAACGCACCCCCGAAGUGUAUACCCAGGCUGAGGUGUUUGUGGGGGGAGCAGCAGGCGCUACUCGCGGGGCGCCGUCACGUGAUCCGGGGAUAAGGUGGAGUUCGGCUUUAAGGGGGCGUCUCUUCCUAUCUUCAUCAAUCUUUAGGAUUUGAGCAGGAGAAAUACCAGCGGAUCUUUUCUCCCGGCUCUAUCCCUUCCAUUACCAUUCUUCCUGCUUUAAUAAACGGGCGAAAACGACGAAUCCAACAGAGGAUCGUUCAGAUUUGCCAUGCUUACCUGGGUCCUACGAAAAAAGCAUAUCUCACUAGGUGGCCCCCAGGCAGGGGGAAAUGGAAAGCUUGCUUGUCACUACCUGGAUAGAGAAACAGUAUCUGUCAGUCCCAAGACUCUAGAAUGCUUUCCUGGUAAAGAGAGCAGAAAGCUGUCCAGCCCAGUACCCCACCUAUGACUAAAGACUAAGUGCUUUUCGAUUGUUCAGUUCAGGGGAAUGAAGAAUUCAGAAUAAUUUUCAUAAAUGGAUUCCAAUAUGAAGAAUAAGAAUAAGCUGAAUAUUUGAUCUGCUUUGAAGAAACAUAUUUUGCAUUUGUCUAGAAUAAUCUAUAACAACCAAACCAAUCAAAAUGAAUUCAACAUUAAUGUCCCAGGUUGAAAAUCAUUCAAUCCUAUGUAAUUUUUCAGAGAAUUCCCAGUUUUUGGCUUUUGAAAGUGACGAUUGCCAUCUGCCCUUGGCCAUGAUAUUUACAUUAGCUCUUGCUUAUGGAGCUGUAAUAAUUCUUGGAGUCUCUGGAAACCUGGCGUUGAUCAUAAUCAUCUUGAAACAAAAGGAGAUGAGAAAUGUUACCAAUAUCCUGAUAGUGAACCUUUCCUUCUCAGACUUGCUUGUUGCCAUCAUGUGUCUCCCCUUCACAUUUGUCUACACAUUAAUGGACCACUGGGUUUUUGGUGAGGCAAUGUGCAAAUUGAAUCCUUUUGUGCAAUGUGUUUCAAUCACUGUGUCCAUUUUCUCUCUGGUUCUCAUCGCCGUGGAGCGACAUCAGCUGAUAAUCAACCCAAGAGGGUGGAGACCAAAUAACAGACAUGCUUACGUAGGUAUUGCCAUCAUUUGGGUCCUUGCUGUGGUUUCUUCUCUACCUUUUCUCAUCUAUCAAGUACUGACCGAUGAACCGUUCCAGAACGUGACACUUGAUGCGUUCAAGGACAAGUACGUGUGCUUUGAUAAAUUUCCAUCGGACUCUCAUAGGUUGUCUUACACAACUCUCCUCUUGAUGCUGCAGUAUUUUGGCCCACUCUGUUUUAUAUUUAUUUGCUACUUCAAGAUAUAUAUACGCUUAAAAAGGAGAAACAAUAUGAUGGACAAGAUGAGAGACAAUAAGUACAGGUCCAGUGAAACCAAAAGAAUCAACAUCAUGCUGUUGUCCAUUGUGGUAGCAUUUGCCGUCUGCUGGCUGCCUCUUACCAUCUUUAACACUGUGUUUGAUUGGAAUCAUCAGAUCAUUGCUACGUGCAACCAUAAUCUACUAUUCUUGCUCUGCCAUCUCACAGCAAUGAUAUCCACUUGUGUCAACCCCAUAUUUUAUGGAUUUCUCAACAAAAAUUUCCAGAGAGACUUACAGUUCUUCUUUAACUUUUGUGAUUUCCGGUCCCGGGAUGAUGACUAUGAGACAAUAGCCAUGUCUACCAUGCACACAGAUGUUUCUAAGACUUCUUUGAAACAAGCAAGCCCAGUCGCAUUUAAGAAAAUCAACAAUGAUGAUAACGAAAAAAUCUGAAACUGCUCUAGCAUAUGGCCCCAGAUGACUCCUGUUUAAAAACAAGCACAACCCACAACAAUACUUUUAUUUCCCCAAGGAGUGAGGUUGUAAUCAUUUAAGAAAGACCACGAUUUGUUUGUCUUGCUUUUUACCGCUUUAAUUGUAACUGUCAUAAUUAAAUUCGGACAAAAUGUAUGGACUUUGGAAUUUUCUGACAUUAGUUUGACCAGACAUCCUUGAAGUGCUUUUUGUAAACGUAUGCAUAUAAUACAAAGACUUUUAUAUUUGACUUGUUGGAAUAAAAUUGCUUUAAAGGACUACUACUGACUGACUUUAGAAGCACGGUAUCUGAUACGCAUUAGAUUGGGCUAUCCUUAUUUGAUUAGGUUACACGGUCAAUAGAUUGGGCAAUCCUGAUGUAAUGAUAGACAUUUCAGUCUGUUACAGAGGUGACAGCAAAAGCAGCAUUCGAGAUGUGGAGCUGAGUCUCUGUCUUACAUACCUACAGUCUGAAGUCAUUGAAGAGUGAUUUGCAUUUUUUUUUAAAUUUAAGACAGGAUUUAAUUUGCUCCUGAUUUAUCACUUAAGAUAAAAAUGCAUAAAAAUACUUCUCAGCUGUGAAUAUCAUGGGGAAUUGGGCCACCCACAAGAAUUAAGUGGGAAAGCAGUUCUCUAACUUCAAAACUAUUUUGGUACCUGACAACCAAAGGGUUUCAGAGCAAUUAAUUUAACAAGCAAACUAGUAGUGCAGCAAAUAGUUGAAUUAUAUUCAUCUGAAUUGUUGGUCAAGAGGCUUUCCAUUCUUCACAAACUGUUCAGUGUUUGUCCAGUUUUCUAGCCUAAAUACAUUUGUGGCUUAAAGGUAUUUCCAACUUUCGAUAUGUAAAAACACAGUGUAUUUUCCAUACAUCAGUGCCUAUAUAGUAACUCAUUUUUAACUUUUUCAAUGUCUGUUUUUCAAAGGAGGACACCAAAGUGUAAUGUUAAAAGAAUGUCCACCCUGGCUGGCAGGGAUAAAUACCUGAAAACUGAGAACACUUCAUAUAGCCCAUUUUAACUUGUAUAAACUGUGUGCCUUGUGUAGUUUUGUAAAUAAUGUACUGUCUAGAGUACUAAGUGGUUGUGUUAUAUUAAUAUACUUAAUUUCAUGCAUCCUGUAUUCAUGAUUGAGCCUCAGAGUCAUUUGGAGAGAAGAUAUUUUAAAGAACAAGAUACAACUUCAGUGUAUUAUAAACGUAUUAAAUGUGUUUGAUUUUAGAAGGCA
Molecule: messenger RNA, 3951 nt
Organism: Herpailurus yagouaroundi (jaguarundi)
Lineage: Eukaryota; Metazoa; Chordata; Mammalia; Carnivora; Felidae
Gene: NPY1R
Product: neuropeptide Y receptor Y1
Exons: 5
Coding region: 1557-2705 (382 amino acids)
Biological process (GO): G protein-coupled receptor signaling pathway
Cellular component (GO): neuron projection; plasma membrane
Molecular function (GO): neuropeptide Y receptor activity; neuropeptide binding
Source: RefSeq, a predicted model, not a curated record